This is a messenger RNA of Biomphalaria glabrata, 8618 nucleotides long. RefSeq lists its product as uncharacterized. The transcript is spliced from 22 exons. NCBI's taxonomy places the organism in Eukaryota, Metazoa, Mollusca, Gastropoda, Planorbidae. The record is from RefSeq and is a predicted model, not a curated record. The coding region runs from base 484 to 6465 and encodes 1993 amino acids.
CGGUAGGGGGAAACCGUAAACAUAGAAAACUUAGUCGACGUUUUACUGGUGAUCAAUACAAAAACGAAACAUUUUAAUCUUCACACUGAGCAACGACCAUCGGAGAUAAAGUAAACUCAGUUGUAAAGAUGUUCUAGAAUAGUAUAGACUAUAACUAUAGACUAUAAUUUUUCAAUAGUGUUGACGAUAAUCUACAUGCUAGCCUUUACCUCCAGCAGGACACCGGGCAUGGCAGCAGGCAGGAAUUUUCCUUUAAAAGUCGACCCAGGGCCAGUGACAAGUCAAGCUAGUCUAAAUUCUAGAGUCAGCGUUGUUUAAAUUUGUAUCCAUCAUCACAUGUAAUUUCUACAUCACAGUGAGACAGUGACAGCUUGUCACUGCAAGACAACAGGCUGGCAAGAUAAAAAAGGAUCAAGUCUAAUCUAUAUUACAUUACAGAAUACAUUUGACAUCAUUUGUGAAUUAAAAUAAAAUUUAGAAAUAAUGUCAAAGCUUAUAUUAGUAUAUGGGCUGACGGAAGACACAUCAGAAGAGCAAUUAUUAAAACAUCUUAAUGGUCUUACAAUAAACGCUGUCAAAGCUACUAGAAUUUGGCUGGAUCCUUUUGUUAAGCAAAGUCCAAGAGCAGUCGCUUUAUUUGAAAAAGAAAUUGAUGAAUGUGAGCUUUUUAGAUGUGCACAAACUAAGGGCUCGAAUUUCAAGGGAAAACCAUUACUCUUUGAAACUGUGACUUCUCCUCAGAGUGUGGUUGUUAACAUAAAUGGAGCCAUUGGAUAUGGAUCGCGUGAUAAACUCAGGUUUCUCUUUUCAUCAAAAAGGUACAAUGGUCAAAAAGUUUGUGAAGUAAAACAGAUGAAUCAAGAAUGGUUUGAGAUUACUUUUGAAGAAAAAUGGAAGGCAGUUUCCAUAAUAAGUUUCAACACUUGGGAAGCUAACAAUGUGAUGUUGAAAGUUUGUCCAUAUUUUACUUGUUUUCAAGAGCAGUGCCAAGAUCAGUUGACAAGAUUAAUGUCAAAGAGCAAAAAGUAUAACAUUCCUGAAAAAACAUAUGUCAGAAAAAAGUCCACCUAUUUUUUCAGAAGUAGAUUAUUUACAUUUCUAAUGGGAUUAUUAGACUUAAAGUCUAGCAUACAAACUCACUACAUGGAAUUAAAUAUUACUAUUGAUACUGAUGAAAUGGAGGCUGAAAUAGAGGGUCCUGAGUAUGAAACCAAAUUAGUUCAUCAGACCAUUUCCUGUGAGGAAAAAAAAUUUUCCUUUACUGAUCUUGAAGUACAGUUUCUAACAGAUCCAGAAAUUCAAGAAACUCUACAAAAUCUUAUCAAAAAUAAAAAAUGGAAGAUUGUGUUAAACAAAACAACACCAGGAUUUGUUGUUGAUCAAACUGGAAAGCAGGUUACAUUAAUGGAUUUUCUCUCAUCCCUGGUCAUUGUCAAAGAAUGUUCUUCUAUUCCUAGUAAAGAUUUUCAAGACACCUCAGAUUGGGUUUCAUUUCUACAAAAUUUUUAUAAACGCUACCCAUAUUGCAGAGUUAUGAUUCACAAUGGUGUUGUAGAAUUAGUUUCUUUAUCUUACCAAGAUCAAGAUUUGGAUUUGAUGGUUACAAAUGUCAAUGCAAAAUUAGGCAAAUUAAUGAGCACGUCAUUAACACAAACCAUAGAAGACAAAAGUCAAAGACAAAGAGAAAAUAUUGAAAAAUCAACCAUAUGCUUUCAGAACAGGAUUUUUCCUUGGCUUUCAAAUAUCUUAAAUAUUAAGAAAGGAAUAUCUCAACUAGUUGAUAGCCUUCAGGUGGACAUCAAUGAAGAAGAAAGUGAGAUUAUUUUUCAGGGACCGAAAGAUGAACUCAAACAUGUGAAAUCUUUAGUUAUUUCUGAAAGUAAUAAGAUCUCUUUCACUGACCUUGAACUAGAGUUUCUAACAAUUCCAGAAAUUCAAGAAUGUUUUAAGAAGUUAGUUGAAGAAAAAAAAUGGCAGCUUGAGUUUGAUAAAUCACAACCAGGAUUUGUUGUUACUGCAAAAUCUGGUAGCAAACAGGUUACAUUAAUGGAUUUUCUCUCAUCCCUGGUCAUUGUCAAAGAAUGUUCUUCUAUUCCUAGUAAAGAUUUUCAAGACACCUCAGAUUGGGUUUCAUUUCUACAAAAUUUUUAUAAACGCUACCCAUAUUGCAGAGUUAUGAUUCACAAUGGUGUUGUAGAAUUAGUUUCUUUAUCUUACCAAGAUCAAGAUUUGGAUUUGAUGGUUACAAAUGUCAAUGCAAAAUUAGGCAAAUUAAUGAGCACAUCAUUAACACAAACCAUAGAAGACAAAAGUCAAAGACAAAGAGAAAAUAUUGAAAAAUCAACCAUAUGCUUUCAGAACAGGAUUUUUCCUUGGCUUUCAAAUAUCUUAAAUAUUAAGAAAGGAAUAUCUCAACUAGUUGAUAGCCUUCAGGUGGACAUCAAUGAAGAAGAAAGUGAGAUUAUUUUUCAGGGACCGAAAGAUGAACUCAAACAUGUGAAAUCUUUAGUUAUUUCUGAAAGUAAUAAGAUCGCUACCACUGGUCUUGAACUACAGUUUAUGAUGAUCCCAGAAAUUCAAGAAUAUUUUAAGAAGCUGGUUGAAGAUAAUAAAUGGCAGCUUGAGUUUGAUAGUACUCAAGCAGCAUUUUUUGUGACUGAUAAAUCUGGUGACAAACAGGUUACAUUAACGGAUUUUCUCUCAUCUCUUGUCAUUGUCAAAGACUGUUGUUCCAUUCCUAGUGAUGAUUUUCAAGACAGCUCUGAAUGGAUUACAUUUCUAGGGAUGAUUCAUGAAAAGUAUCCCUUUCGCAGAGUUAUGAUUCACAGUGACAUUGUAAAAUUGAUUUCUUUAUCUUACCAUGAUUGUGAUUUGGAUGUCAUGGUUGAAAUGAUCAAUGACAAACUGGAUAAGUUAAUGAGAAUGUCAAUAACACAAACUAUAGAAGAAAACUAUCAAGAAAAUACAGAGAUUAUUGAACGAUCAACUAUAUUCUUUCAGAACAAGAUAUUUCUUUGGCUUUUGAAUAUCUUAAACUUUAAACAUGCUGUAUCAGAAGUAGUUACAAACCUUCAGAUGGACAUUAAUGAGGAGGAAUGUGAGAUAAUGAUUGCAGGAACAAGAGAAGACAUCAAAUGUAUUAAAUCAAUAGCUUUAUCUGAAAAGAAUAAGAUUUUUUUCUCUAAAAGCGAGGAGCAAUUUCUUGAUAAUGAAGGAGUCAUGAAAAAAAUUGAAUCAGAAGCACAGAAUGAAAAUUGGCAUAUUGUUUUAGAUAAAGACACAAUAAUGGUUAAAACAGAUCAUUUAGACCAGAUGUCCUUACCUAUGUUUGCAUCAACAAGACUUAUCAAAAGAAAUGAAUUACCAUUUCCAACUGAGGACUACCAUGAAAGUUUACAAUGGUUAUCUUUCAGGGACAAUUUCAAUGCUACUGAAACAACUUACCACAUUACUGGGAGCAGUGACUCUUUCACAAUUCUUUCCUUAGCAACAGAAAAUCCGCAGUCACUAGAUGUGAAACUUGGUGGCAUCUACAGCCACUUGGACAAUUUACUAAAUAGUGCUGCAAAAAACACUGGUGUUCCUUCAAAAGGUUCUGCAGACAAGAUAGAGCAAAAAUCAAUCGCUUGUAAUCAUCAAUUUUUUGUUUGGAUUCUUAGCGUUCUUGGAUUAAAUGCAGCUGUUAGAAAGUAUGACUCCAGCCUUUCUUUGGAAAUUAACUUACCCAACAGUGAGUUGCAUGUCAAGGGUGUAGUUGAUGGUGUUCAGAAACUGGUGUCAUUAAUACUGGCUCUUGAAGAAAGGAUUGCUUUCACCGAAGAUGAGGACAUUUUUCUUGCCAAGGAAGAAACAAAACAGUUCAUAUUGUCUCUCAUAAGCAGCUCUGGCAUAUAUAUUGACUUAUUAAAAAAUGAAGAUAAAAUUACUUUGAAGGACAGAAACGAAGCUUUGAUUGAUUUUGAGAAUUUUGUUUCUACUUUGAUAACCCAGAAAAAAUGUCGACCACUCCCAACAGAUUUUCUAGAGAAUCAGAAUUGGAAGAAGUUUUGUGAAUCUUUGUUGUCUGCUACACCUCCUGGUUAUAUUAUCUUGAAAGGAAGAAAUGUUCUUCUGUAUACUUUUGACACGGAGAGAUGUUCAGCUUCACAAAUGGUCUUAAAAGUUAAUGAAUUCAUUGAAAGUAUUGGGAAAAUGAAAUCGAUGAAUUUAGACACCACACAGUAUGAAAGCAACGUGAAGACUAAAAAUGAUUGUACUGAUAAUUUAGUAAAGAAAACUACCUCUAUUAGUUCUUUAAGAGCUAAAUUUGUAUCCACAAAUAACACAUCCAUCAAAGUAAAUAGCCCAGAAAAAAACAUGGAAACUUCUGAAAAUGUUGUGAAAUUAUCUACAAAAACUUUGCCUUUCGAACAGUUGUAUGCUGUCAAAGAUAAAUCUGAAUUCUACACAGUAACUGUUCAUCAUUCCACUUUUCAUGAACGUUCAAUGCAGUCCACUGAAAGGAAGUCUUACAAAAUAAUAAGAGAUGAUAAGGGAAGCUCUCAAGUUUUAAACAGAUCAACCAGUAGUGAUAAAAAUCAACCAGUAUGUGAUAUGUUUCCACUUAUUCCUCAAGAGUAUGAAUAUUGUGAAAGUUUUCUACAAGAGAAAUUUGUUGAGUUGGAGAGCAAAUAUGCUGCAGAUGUUAAGUUGAGCUUUCAAGCUAUUGAUAUCAAGUGUGCCAGCCAAACAGAUUAUGCUAAGAUAUUUGAAGAAUUGAAAAACAUUUUGAGUGAGAUUUAUUUUGAAGAUAGACUACUAGCAUAUCCAGGACUAAGUCUGUUUGCUCAAUCAGAAGAUGGGAAGCAGUUGAUGCACACUAUUGCUUCUACUUACAAGUGUUUGCUAGAGUUUCCAGAUUUUAAUUUGCAAGACUCAAACAAUAGUAUUCAAAAUCUAGAAUAUAAAGUAAUUGUCCUCAGCACAGCUAUUUGUGAAGGUUACAAGCUGCAUUAUGUCUUAGGUCAUGAAAUGAAUGUUCAGGUAGACAUGAAAGUGGAGUUUAGAAUCAAUGAUACUGUUCAAGAUUGUAAAGUAGAGCCACAAAAAUCAAGUAACAACAUCAUAAUCAAGCUGCCUUCUGUGAAUGAAAAGAAACAAAAUGUUAAGGAAAGUUUUACCAAAGUACUAAGACUGGUUAUUGAUCAGUUGAUUUAUGUUAAAUGCAAGAGUGUGGCAUUUUCCACUGCUUACAUGCAUGACAUAAAUUUUAUCUACAUAGAAUAUCUUUUUGAAAUCUUGCCUCAAGAACUGACAGAAGCAUUUCAAACUUCAAAUCACAGCUGCAAUGUUUACAUUGUAGAGCCCUCAAGCCAGGAUGUAUUCAAUGCCUUUUUGUAUGCACUGAAAGAUCAUAAAAUAACUCAAGACGAACCUGAUUCAACUAGCUGGGAUGAAAUCAGUUUUACAGAUGCUAGCAAUUGUUUGGACUACAGACUUUUAAAAAUAAAAGUCUCAACAAAAUCUGAUAAUUCUAAAACACAUAGUGGAAGAACUUUGGUAUGCUAUCCAAUUGGUCCAAACCUUGAUGUAUCUGUCAUACAUGAUUCCUUUUGUUCCCAAAUUUUACUGGAACAAGAAGUUCAUAAGUUUAAACACGUUUAUCCUGAAGGAUUGCAAAUGGGAGAUUGCCUUCAUAUGAAAAGCUUGGAAGAUGAUAUUGAGAUACUCCUUUACUGUUGUCCUGAGUGGGGCUAUGAUAGUGUCAUGGCCAUAUCUGAUUCCUUGCAAUCAGUUCUACUGAACUCUGCUGAAUUUGAAUAUGUACACAUUAUCCCACCAGGACUGCAUGUCAAUCCUAAAUAUCCCAAGUCAUUUUUGGCUUGGGAAGUAUUUCACAUUCUAGACAAACUACUUACCUCAGAAAAAGUUUUAUUGAAGCAGAAAAUGAUUUUUUUUAUCAUUGAAGACAUUGACUAUAAACAGGCCUUUGAAUUACAACUAAGAAAGAGAUAUUCUAAAAGUGAAAAGUCAUUAAAUAAAGUGAUCCAGAAUAAAAAAGUUUCUGAAGACAAAGAAAGUGAUUUUUCGCUUUGCUCUGUCAAGAACAAAAUUCCAAGUCUUCUUGUAUCUUUUUGGGGCACCUCGGCAGAAAGUAUUAAAGAAGCUGAAUCUAGUUUUAUUAAUCAUUUGGAUAAUUUGAUGAAGGAAAGUUUGAAAACAUACACUUUUGACACAAUGUCUACUGUUGACAUUGAGAAAAUUGUCAAUAGUGCUCAAGAUGUACCAGUUUCUCUUUUAUUGGAAAAGACUUUCAGGGAAAUGAAACCAAAAAAGGGAAAUAAACAGUACAAUAAAGGGACUGGGGAAAAAGAAUUAGUGAGCUCAUCACUUCACAUUCAAGGCUUAAGUUAUGAAUUUGUUGAAGAUUAUACUAAAGAAAUUCAAGAAAUUAUUUCCAGUAAUAAGCCGGAUCUUAAAAGCUAAGCAUGUCUUUCAUUUAUAAAUUAUACACUAGGGAAUAUAACAGCUAGCAUAUUUUGAAUAUUAAUACAUUUUUAUUUCAAUGGACCAUCCUUAAUAAUCAGUUGUUUUAUUGUGCUUUUACUAUGUAAUAAAUUACUUUUAUAACAGUGAAUUUUUUUUUUUCAUUAUAUUUUUAAUAAAAAAUUAAUUAGUAUUUAUUUACUUUUAUCUUACUGUUUCCUUUUUUUAAAACUAAUAAUUUUUAGGCUUUAUAUUCUACAUAUGUUUAUAAAUGUAGAAUACAGACAUGACAUGGAAUAAUUUUUUGUUUUAAAACACUCAUAUUCCUUAAGUCAAGCUAUAGUCCUAAAAGUCAUUAUCUAAUCAUGAUAGACUGAUUUUAUGUAGGAUGCAAUCAAUAAUUCAAAAAUAUAUUGUAAUGAAAUAAUGAAUUUGAUUUACUUAAAGAAGUGUUAAUUUGAUUUUAUAAAAACUAAAUUUUUGUAUCAUUUUAAAUGUGGGGAAAUUUUGAUGAAUUUGUCAAAUUAAAUCAUCAUCAAACUCCAUUUGAGUAAGGGCUUGAGAGGCUCAAAUCCUCUCUUGCAAAAGCCCUGGACAGAAACCUUGCUAUCUUGCGUAGUGCAUGCAUACAGGUCGAGAAUUUUUAGUUACCCAGACCUGUCGAGACGGAGAUCAGCAAGUCUGGGGCAGUCAAACAGAAUAUGAGGCACGGUUUCCUCUUCUUCCUGGCAGUGGGAAUUAAAUAGAUUUGUUGGCAUUGUAAAUAGAGGUCUAACAUUCAGUAAAAUGUAGGACUACCAGUGUAAACAUAUAUUUGGAAAAUUAAAAAGUUCAUAACAGUAAAUUAAUGGACAUUUUUUAACAAUAUCAACAAUGGCCUGAAAUAACUUGUUUGUUUCAAAAAUUAAAAUGUCACACUAUGUGUGAUUGUGUUUAAAAAAAGCCUUUAAUGAUGUUAUUAAAAUUUUAAAAAAGGUAUUCGGUAUUUACUUAAUCAAGAUUGAAAAAUAAUGAUUUUUUUUUCAUUAAUGUAGGUCUUAUCAUUUAAUAUGUUUUCAUUGUUCAAUAUAGUUUUUGUUACUCCUUUUAAAAAUUGAAAUAGAUUAAAACUCAUUUUUAGGUUCAGUAAAAGAAUCUUUUUUUGUUUUAUUUUUCUAUCUUCCAAUGUUAAUUUUCCAAUAGUAACAGGCAUAUACUUUUAGGACCCUUGAAAUUUCGUUACUUUACCAUCCACAUCUUUCCCUGUAUGUGUGAAUUUUUGAAGUGCCAAUUCCUUAUAUAGACCACCCUUCACCUGGACUAGCAACUACUGUAAACUUCUAGGAAAAGAAUCAUGAGUCCCCAUCUGGACCAGUUUCAUUGUUAUUGGCUUUGAACUAUUUUUAUUAGUUCAUAUCUCACACAUCCGACAGAGAUGAUGCUAUUAGCUUCCUUAGCCUGACCUUGAUCCUUGACUCACUUCUGCCAGAGAUUCAACAUCAGACCAUGAUUGUUCCAUAUACAGGUUAUUACAGUAAAUAUAUAUAUUUCAACUUGAUUAAAAAUUAAAUGUCCACCUACUAUUACAUAAAAAAUGUGUACACUUUUGUUAUGUGAAAUCAAAGUUAUUUUAUACAGUUAAUUCUGAUUGGUCAAAUCACUUUGGGAUGUGACUACUUUUAUCCAAAUGAUUGGCUGGUUUGUUGUGCAUUCAAUCUAUAUUAUAUACAGAAAUGCAGUGUCAUUAAGACUUAUAUUAUGUGUAUUUGAAACCAUUAAGGUGAAUAUAUAAAUUAAAACUACUGUGACUUCUGUGGUCCUGUUCAACAGUUUGGGUCCAAAUAAGCAAAUGUUAUUUUACUUAUCAAAUAUUAUUUGUUUUGAUUCAAACUCUUAAUAAGAAACAGGUUUAAGUAACUGAUGUUCCAUUUAAAGUGGAUUGAAUUGUAAAAAUGUAUAAACUUCUUAAUGCAUUUCUUUUUAGAAGUAUUUUAAAUUAUACAAAGUCAAGCCGUGCCAGUCAAUUGAAUUUUCAUUUAACAUAUUUAGCAAUAACUAAAAUUCAUUAUUUUGUUGUUGAAUGCUGUUGCAAAUAAAUGUAAUAGUUCUGAAAGUCAGUUUUUUUACUGUUAUUUGCAUAUAAAUUUAAAAAAAAUUCUAGAAAUUUGUUGAAA